AUGUUCAGCUGGGCCAAAUCAACGUUGGCCGCGGUUGCCGGCACCCAGGAGCCCGAGUACGGCCCAGAGGCCAUUCAGCCCGUCGGAAAGAAGGCGGGCGAGCCAGCCUACACCGAAUUGACCAAGAAGGAUCUCAAGUGGGCGACCCUGGACUACACCAAUGUCGAGACGCAGACCUUCUACGCCUUCACCGAGGAGGGACAUGUCUGCUUCUUGCAGGUCAUCUACAACAACAUAGCUGGCCUGCGUGUCACCGUGCAGUUCAACGUCAAGCUCUUCUACCCCAACAACGAGAAGCCCUUCCUGUGGGUUAGCGACCCCGUUUCCAACUACGGAUUCGACGAGGAGCAGCAUUCCUUCUUCGCCGAUGGGGUCUCCAUCGAACUCUCCCCGGAUGGCACGGCCUACACGAUCAAGGCAGCCGUGAACGACAAGAGCCUGGUCAACGUCAAGUUCACCAGGACGGCCCCGGGCUAUAUGGGUGGAAAGGAUGGCACAACCAACUAUGGCACAGACCCCAAGGCGCCAUGGGGCUCCAUGCACCACCACUUCUGGCCGCGAUGCAGCGUCGAGGGUUCCAUCAUCACCAAGGAGGGCGAGGUCAACAUGAAGGGCCGCGGGAUGCUGAGCCACGCUUUGCAGGGCAUGAAGCCACACCAUGCCGCUGCUCGAUGGAACUUUGUGUGCUUUCAGUCCCCCUCGUACUCGGCCAUCAUCAUGGAAUUCACCACACCCCCAUCGUACGCAAACACCGUCGUCCGCGUCGCCGGUAUCGCCAGUGACGACAAGUUGAUUGUGGCCAACACAGAUUGCGAUGUCAGGCACACCGCAACCAAGGAAGAUCCAGACACCCACUGGCCAGAGCCAACCGCGGCGGCUUACCACUGGCAGGGCAAGACGGCAGACGGCAAGGAGGUGACGGCAGAUCUUGAAGGGGCUCUAGGCAAGAUUUAUGACCGCGUCGACGUCAUGGCCGAAGUGCCUGGCUUCAUCAAGGCCAUUGCCGCCAGUGCAGCAGGCACCAAGCCGUACAUCUACCAAUAUGCGCCCAAGCUCACCAUCAAGAUCAAGGUGGGCGACGAGGUCAAGGAAGAGGAGGGCCUGCUCUUCACCGAGGCUACCUUUGUCUCCUAG
Messenger RNA from Plenodomus lingam JN3, 1134 nucleotides. RefSeq lists its product as uncharacterized. The record is from RefSeq and is a predicted model, not a curated record. Gene Ontology annotation, biological process: response to oxidative stress. NCBI's taxonomy places the organism in Eukaryota, Fungi, Ascomycota, Dothideomycetes, Pleosporales, Leptosphaeriaceae. Gene Ontology annotation, cellular component: cytoplasm.